AUGUUUAAAUCAAAUUUUUUAGAACAACUUACUCGAACGAAAUGGUGGGUUAUUCCAAUGUUUUGGUUACCUUUAGUUAUUACUUUUCUGUUAGAAGGAUAUAAUUUGUUAAUAAAUGAUUUUGGUUCUUUUACUGGGGGUUUCUUUACUUUUUCACUUUUUAUGUUUGGAAUUCUUUUUUGGACUUUAAUGGAAUAUUCUUUACAUCGUUUUAUUUUUCAUUGGCAUCCUAAUCCAAAUUCCAAACAACAAUUGACUUUGCAUUUUUUAUUACACGGCCUUCAUCACAAAACUCCCCUAGACAAGGAUCGUUUAGUUUUUCCUCCUGCAGCUGCCCUUAUUAUUGUUGGAUUCUUUUAUUGUUUUUAUCGUUUAUUGCUUCCAUAUCCGAUUUUUUGUUGUUUUGGUACAGGAAAAUUAACUGGAUAUAUUAUUUAUGAUUUAAUACAUUAUUAUCUUCAUCAUGGAACUCCAGAGGCAAACAGUAAAUGGCAUAAAAAGAAAAUAUAUCAUCACAAUCAUCAUUUUAAAGAUUCUCAAUCCGGAUUUGGAAUUUCCACAACACUUUGGGAUCACGUGUUUGGAACAUUAGGUGCUGUUAGAUAA
Meloidogyne enterolobii is the source of this 606-nucleotide messenger RNA. Lineage: Eukaryota; Metazoa; Nematoda; Chromadorea; Rhabditida; Meloidogynidae. The record is from the annotation of a GenBank genome assembly.